Culex pipiens pallens (northern house mosquito) is the source of this 2109-nucleotide messenger RNA. RefSeq lists its product as uncharacterized. The transcript has 5 exons. The record is from RefSeq and is a predicted model, not a curated record. Lineage: Eukaryota; Metazoa; Arthropoda; Insecta; Diptera; Culicidae. Bases 322 to 1917 code for a protein of 531 amino acids.
UAUUUCAAAAUAAUUCAAACGUUUCGCGACUGUUCACCAGUACGGACGUCCAGCAGCAGCAACCAGCAGGUUUUCUACCCUUCUACGUUCCAGAAGAACUUGGACGAGGUGUAGUGAAAAGCGAAAGAUUCUUGGAAACAGUGUCGUCGAUCGUUCGUUCGUCGGAAGCUCGAUAAGGCGCGAAUUAGCUCCACAUCCGGUUGGUCGUUGACGGUUUCCUUUUUUGUUGGACGAGUGCGAGUGUUUGUUCACCGGAAAUCGCGUGCAACAAGUGUGUGCUUGUGACAGAAGAAGCCGAAGUCGAACAAGUUUCGCAGCAAAAUGAUGGAGAAGGAACCGGAUUCGAUGGCGGUCACCAUGAAGCAGGACUAUGCCGCUUCCGAGGUGUACAGCACGACGAGCGAAGCUCCACCUGCAUACAAAAUCCGUCAGGCCAACUCGGUGAAGAUCGCCAAGAUCGUGGCGGUGACGGUGAUUCUGGCCUCCUUCAUCCUGGGGUCGUUCAUGCUGGCGUCGACGUACCUGCAGGCGAAGCAGUCCUGCGACCAGAUGCAGACGCUCGAUGCCGUCCUGAACAAGGAGCUGAUGCUGGAGGCGAUGCAACAGGAGCUUCCAAAAGCGGCAGCUUUGAUGCAAGACCAGCUGUCCGCGGACGAGGCCAGCCUGCAGACCGUUGAGGAGAAACCAAAGAAGAAGGCUGCCGAGCCGGAGAAAAAGGAAACGUCGGCCGAGAACCACGACGACGAUGAGGACGACGAAAGUGACAGCGACGAAAGCGCCGACAUGAACAACGCUAACCGAGUUCACAUCAAGCUUCCGCUGGAUCUGGACCUGACCGAGCUGGCCCACGCUAUGCUUCGCCAGAACCAAAAGUCCAAGAUGAACUGUGUCGUCGAACGUCGUCGCUCGGAAGAAAUGGUCGACUCGCCGCUCAAGACCAUGCGUCUUCCGUUUGGAAUGGCCUUCAACACCGAGCCCAAGCAACAGAAGGUCACCGGAGAGCGCAUCGCCAUCUUCUGCGAAACCGGAAACGAGCCCAGAAACGAAGACGCCGAACCCGUCCGUCAGGUCCUGAUCCCGAUCCCACCGAUCCGUUCCUUCGGACCCAUCACCCAUCUGCCCCAGCAGAUGCCACCGCAGCCAAUGAUGCGUCAGAUGCCGCGACCAAUCUUCCCCAUUCCGAUGAUGAACCACCACUCGCAGCAGCAGAUCCCUCCGGUGCCAGCCCAGAUGAUGCAGGCCCCUCACCAGGAAGUCCCCAUGAUGCGCCCCAGCUUCCAUCAACCUCAGCCCAUGAUUCCGCAGCAACUCCAAUCUCAGCAGCCCCAGCCUCAGCAACACCAACAGCAGCAGCAGCAGCUGACCUUCCCCCAGCAGAUGCAGCCACCACGUGCCGAAGUCCGCAUCCAGUUCCAGCGCAUCCCCAUCCCGGAAGCUAUCCGACCCUUCCUGCCGCCCCAGCUGAUGCGCAACGGCCAGGAACAACCCGAAGUGCAGGUCCGCGAAGUCCCGCUGGAAAUGGCCCUCCAAAAAGUCGGACUGUCCGCCGAUGAGCUCAAGGACAUCCACGAAAUCGCCGCGCAAAAGUUCACCGAGCAGCUGAAGCAGCUGAUCGGCGAAAUGUCCGAAUCGGAAGAGAGCGAAGAGGAAACCGACUCGUACCGCACGACCCCCGCCCAGGAACCGGCCUCGCAGCACUCCGAGGAGCGGGAACUGCAGGAACAGCAGCCGCCCCGCGUCCAGGAGCCGGAACCCCAGCCGCAGCACCCCGCCGAGGGCCAGAUUCUCCCCAUGGGACGCGCCCAGUACGCCCGCUCGCUGGUCAACCCGAUCGAUCUGCCCGGCAAGGUCGUCGAGUCGUCCGUGUCCGACGAGGAAGCGGAACGUCCCCACUAUGUCCAGCCACGAUCGGUCUAAGUGCGGAAGGUUUCCAGGAGCAGCAAGCAAGCAAAAAAACAACAACAACAAAAAACCUGAAAAAAUAAAACGCGCAAAUGUUUCCAAUUCCCUCCAAGAAAAGACAAACAUUCCCGGCACGCGCGCGCUCUUGUGCUCUUGUGAUGUUGUAAAUGUAAAACGAAAGUGAGAGAGAGAGCAGAUAGUCUAAAA